AUGUCGCUUCCCACCACACCCGCUCAGCCGCAGCCCGCGGACGUCACCUUCGAGUCACAUCAAAACGGCAAGCAGCGCGUGGUGAUGUGUCCUAUCGAAUUUGGCUCAUCCUCUACAAUCCAACCGCGGCAGCUUGAGAAGCACGCCGGGUUUGGGUUUAAACUGCAACGCCUGCGUCAGAAACACCUUUACACGGGUGAUGUGGUUCGCGCCGGAAGCACACGUGACUGUGGGAACAGCAGCAAUGUUUUUAUCCCUCACGGGGUUGGUACGUUAGUGUGUCUCUUGUACGUCAAGGGUGGCGCCGGUAGCUUGACGGGGAAGGCGGUCGCUCCGGUUGGUUUACCGCACACACUGGUGGUUAGCGAGUUUGGUGAGGUGGAGCAGUUGCGGGAUGCCGUUUUGCUCACCUUUUCCAUGUACACGGGAUCCUUCAGCUACGGCAGACGACAGGGGAAGGGGCGGCUGACUGUGUAUCCUCACUACUUCAUAGACUGCUGUUGGGAUGAUGAUGCACCACUUUUAGACCGCACCCCGUGUGUGCUUUGCUUUUACCCCACAGCCAGUACCUCACCAGAGGCGGCGAAGGAGCUGGUAGAGCCAACAUAUGUGGGUGGGACUUCAGGAAAAGAUGCAGAUAUGAGCAGAACAAUGCAAUAUAUUGGUAUGAUCUCUUUGAUUUCAUCGGAGCUGACGCCGCACCGAGGAUCAUUUGCAGGUCUGGCCUGGGCAGAGCAGGCACGUUUUGUUCCGGACGGAGUAGGGGAGAUGCUGUACCCACAAGGCAAUCGCUACUGUGGAUUUUGGCAGUGUGGUCAACGACAUGGCUUUGGCGUGGAGUACGAUUCACACAAAGGCACCGUUUACAUGGGCAGCUUUGUGGAUGAUCAUCGCGAGGGUUCAGGCACGCUGCACUACUGCGCCACAGGUGUGAUGUUUUCUGGGAGCUGGAAGAGAGGUGAGCUUACCGACAACUCCAACACCAUCUUACCGACGUACCCGUUUAUUCUGCAGGGGACACUUUGGAAAAGCUAUGAAAAAUGGUCCUUUGACUAUGGCACCUUGAUGCGUGCACCUGUCUAUCUCGGCGGGAUUUGGGAGCCGCUCUUCCUCACCCUCGACGAGAAACUCGCCUCCCACCUCUGGGAACAACAGGCGACCUCCCGCGCCAUCGCAAUGACGGUGGUGGAGCAUGACGAGGCAAAGGAUGACGCGGAUGAGAGUUUUAUUGUGCUUCUCAACAACAUGAUGCAGAGUGCGGAAUUCAAGGCCCUCUUGGUGCCCUUCCAGCGGUGUUAUUAUUUUUUGUACAAGCCCUGUGUGGGAAGGCGACAUGGAAAAAGGAAUGGGCAUGCUUCGUUGAAGGCAGCGGCAGCGGGGCACUCACGCUCUCAGGGGCCGUGCUUUGGCCCUUCUGUCUCCACAUGUGGGAGCGCGCCGGUGACUCACAGUUUGUUACUGACGACGUUUGACGAGGAACGUCACUCGCGGUCCAUCCCGGACUGUGGACUUCACAGCCAAUGGGCGAGCCUGCGUCUUUCCCAGCACCAGAAGCUUGCGGCGACGUCGGUGCAGCGGUUGUCACCGCUUCUUUUGCACCUGCGUGAGCUUGGCCACAACCGCCGUCAUGGAGUUGCAGCGGCGCCAGCGGGCGCCUGCUGGUCCUGUCCGUCAUGGUGCGACGAGAUGGGCGUGAGUGGGGGCGAGGAUGGCGAUGGGCGCAACGGUGGCAAUUGGAGGGGCAGGGGGGGAGCGGUUUACUGCUUUCACACAGAGAGCGUGGCGGAGGGCUUGGCCACGCGAAUGUCGCCAGCCAAGUUGUUUGAGCAUGCGAUGCAUGACCUCGCCUCGUUUGUCUCUUCUGUGCGACUGCGGCUACUUUCGUACGUGGCGUCGCACCCGUCGGCGUGCGACGUGUCAGUGAGCAAACGUGUCCUUGCUGUCUGCUGGGACUCCGUCUACGCGCUUGUGGCUCCCGUCAUUCACGAGCUCGCCGCGGCAGCAGAGGCGGAAACCGUCGUGGCCACGUCGUUAGCUGUGCAACGAUGCGCCUCCCUCAACCGCCAGGAUUUUAUUCCGACGGCGGCUGCAAACAAGUUUGGUAGUAGUGACGAGGAACGAGAGACGGCGGAGCGCAUUACGCGUCUGUUUGGGUCACCCGCCCACCAUAGCCAACGAGUCGUGGAGCAGACAACAAAUGGACAGCUGCUUUGCUUCGGCCCACAUGAUGGUAGCGGGGGGGAUGCCCCGGACCUGUACUUUUCUCCGGCGAGCAUGUUUGCCGCCUUCAGGUCUGUGUACACCUACGCUGUGGGGUUGUUUCCAUGUAAUGCCUUCCUCCAGGAGCGUUGGAUGAGCUACAGUGUUCUGGAGGCCUUCAUCCACGCAGGAGGCGCACAUCCGCGUGACGCUCUCAGUCCACCCGCCGUACUGCGAAUCCUGCAGUUCCUUGCGACCGAGGUGAACCCGCGCUACCCAUUUACUGACGGAGCGGGUGAAGUGCGAGGCGAUGCCAGUAUUCCCCAUGAGGAGCAGGAAAAAAGUCCGCAGGCGUCACGCAGAAACAUCAUGAGUGGGAGUGGCGGUUUUGUCCCGGCUGGAGGCAUGGAAACCGAUAUGACUGAGGUAGAGUUUUGGUUGAAUUCCAUCGCAGCGUCGUAUGCCGCACCAAAGGAGGCCACGGAGGUGUUGUCGUUGCUUGCUUUGGCGCGUUCUGGCGUAACUCGCUUGCAAAGCGUGUAUCCCACAAUUCGGUUUAAAUAUUGCCCUUCUGUUGCGGUGGAUGUCACUGUCUUGGAGCGUGGCAGGUCGGGUAUUGUAUAUCCGCUGGAUGAGUUGGCGGUGCGUACGCGAUUUUUGCUUCUGGCAGCUGCCGCAUUGCUGCAGCGGCAUUGCCAACCAUGCGAGAAGGGAAAGGCGCGUGACUGGUGUGUCAGAAACUCGGGUAGUAAGACUGCAAUGCAGGCCGAGGCUAACACAGCAAACGCAGCACGGAAAGUACUUGGCCUCACACAGUGGCUUCUUCGUCUCCCUGUCGCUGUGAUGCGUCAGGCGCUACAGCAGGUGGAGGAACCCUUUGAUGAUGUAUUGCCUGCACAUGAGGAUAGUUUGGCACACGCUGCCGAACAGCGGCGAGAGCCGGAGACGCUGUUACGCGUCUCGCCAUCAGAGGUGCUGCUUUGGAUUGUGGAGUGCAUUGGGGGGAUGUUGGAAUCCCCGAACUUCCCGUCCGCGACGCCGAGCUCGAUGGCGCCAAGGCAGACAUCCGUGCAGACACAACCCCUGCGACGGCAGCCACCCGAGGCGCCACCGUCCACACUGGCGACGAGGGAGCGGCACAUGGAUUCUGCAGUCCCUGAAGGAGUCAUCCCAACGGCGUCUUUGCGGGAAGGUACUGUGGCAAUUCAAGAGGCGGGCAAUGGCACCGGUGCGCAGUGUCUCGAAUUCCAGUGGAAACACUUUAUUCCCAUUAAUGGGACAUUUUCAACCCGGAGUGGGAUUCUGCCGUUGGGCGAUACGGAAGACAACUGUGCCGGCGCGUCUGCGUUGGCCGCUGCGGCCACGUCAGAGCUCCUUUCAGAGGGUGAAAAUUUACAUAUCUCUCUGCUGCAAGGUCUUCUUGCGGAUGUAGGGGUUGGGAUGCGGCUGCAUAUGCAACGUUGCUAUGACACUGAGGAGGACGUGUCUUCCGCCGCCCUUACACAGCGCACAGUCUCCCCAGCAGGCGAGAAAACAGGGAGGUGUUGUGUGGGUAAGGAGGCGGUCCUCUCGCUACACGUACGCCUCUCCUUUCUGGGCUCUCGGGUGUGGGAGGUGCUGGCAGACGCCUGGCUUGAGGCGUCUAUCAGGCUUCGUGGCAACGCCGCCACCUUGCAGCAUAUGCGGCGCAAAGGCAACUUCACUGAUGCCGUGCAGCACGCCCAAUGA
Molecule: messenger RNA, 3927 nt
Organism: Trypanosoma rangeli
Lineage: Eukaryota; Euglenozoa; Kinetoplastea; Trypanosomatida; Trypanosomatidae
Exons: 1
Coding region: 1-3927 (1308 amino acids)
Source: RefSeq, a predicted model, not a curated record